AUGAAUCAUUUGGACGAAAACGAAGUGAAGUAUGUAAAGAAGCAAAAGAAAACCCGAAAGUGCCACAGCGUGUGGCAAAAAAUAAUUAGAAAAAGCCUUGGAUGCACAAAAGAAGAAAUAAAAAAAAGCAUCGCAAAUAGUAAGAGGGAAAAGGAGAGAGUAAUCUCCAUUCUGUACGGAAGCGUCUUCAGAGGGAACAAAUACCUCCUCUACACAAAAAAAUGGAGAGGAAACACACUAAACGAAAUAAUAAAUCAAGACCAAAAAAAUUACUUGAACAUGAAGAAUUUAAAAACUGUAGACAGCAGCUACUUCUGCAAGUUAGCCUUUGGGUACGUCGACCAGAAUGAUAGGAAUAAUUUUAAAAAGAGGGGACAAUCAGGGCAGCAGAAAAAUUCUGACCCUAAGGGUAGUGCUAACGCUAGCGGUAACGCCGCCUAUGGGGGGGGAACUCCCCAUGACCGCGCCGGCGCAACCGCCCAGCAGAGUGGCCACCCCGGAGGAUACCACAGCAACAGACCAACCAGCCACACCACCCACAGCAGCGCCAAGAAAACGCAACCCAACCACAGCAACAUUGUCACCAGAAAAAAAACGCAACACUCGGUGAAGAACACACCCAUUACCGAAAAGGAUGAAGUGUACGAAAAAUUAAAUUAUCUAGAAAAGAGAAGUUACAGAAAUAGAGCCAAGGCAGACAGCUACAACUGCCUCAACGGUGGUACCAGCAGCAACAGCUACUACUACUAUAGCAACCACUUCGCUAGUGGAAGCGCUAAUUUUAACUCCGCCGGGAAUUAUUACAGCGUGGGCAGCAACGAUAGCAGCGCCAGGAAUGCAACCAGUCGAAGUGCAGUCAACCGAAGUGCCAUCAGCCGAGGUGCAGCCAGCAGAAGCAACCCGAACGACGGCCCUUCCUGCGAACCACAGUCGGACGAAAACACAAUGAUUAAGUAUAAGUAUCUACCCACGGGUGUAUUCUACAGUAGGGUCUCCCGGUCCUUCAUUGCCAACUGGAUUGACGAUAAAACAAAAAAGCAAAUUAAAAUGCCAUAUAAGAUAGCCGAAUUUGGAAUCGAAAAAUGUAUGAUCUUGGCCAUCCUCUCUAGGAACCUUCGAAUUAGUAACCUGAACAGCGCCUUGAAAUGCUACGACAGUUUAACCCACGAGCAGAAGGAGAAGAUGCUCCAAGCCAUUCGAACCACGCAGAAGAGCGAAAAGCUCUUUAACGAUUUGCUUAAACCAAACGGGGGAGGAAGUCCAAACGGGGGAGGAAGUCCAAACGGGGGAGGAAGUCCAAACGGGGGAGGAAGUCCAAACGGGAGGGGAAAUCCAAACGGGAGGGCAACUCCAAGCGCCCUUCACAGUAGAGCAUCCCCAAACGGCGCAGCGGACGGGCAGACCAACCAGGUUAACGCCCAAACUGACUUGCUAAGCGGCCAAACCGACCUGUUAAGAGGACAGCCAGACCAGCCAAGUGCCCCAAUGAACCAGCCAAAUGCCCAAAUGAAUCAGCCAAGUGCCCAAAUGAAUCAGCCAAGUGCCCAAAUGAACCAGCUAACUGGACAAAUGAACCAGCUCACCCCACUCAGCAGCAACUCCCCGAAUAGGCACAACGAACAGGAAGCGAAACACACGGCGGUCAAAAAAACAGGCAUCGAAAAAAAAAAAGUAAAACAGUCCUACAAUAACUCGGAGAAUUUACCCACAGGCGUGUAUUUCUAUCAAGGCUCAUAUGUAGCCAACUGGUGGGAAACACAACAGAAGAAGCAAUUCAAAGUUCCUUUUAAAAUAUCGGAGCAUGGAAUAGCAAGAGCCAAAAAUCUAGCCAUCAUUUCCAGAAUUAUCAGGUCAUCCUCUGUGCAAGAAGUCAAUUUGAUUUUGUCUCAAAUUGAGCAAACAAGGAACAUCACCAAGUUGAACUAUGCUGCCAUUGCUGCUUUAGCUUUUAAAUAUAUAACCCCCCCUCCGAAAAAGGAGUAA
This is a messenger RNA of Plasmodium vivax (malaria parasite P. vivax), 1983 nucleotides long. RefSeq lists its product as hypothetical. Lineage: Eukaryota; Apicomplexa; Aconoidasida; Haemosporida; Plasmodiidae. The transcript has a single exon. The coding region runs from base 1 to 1983 and encodes 660 amino acids. The record is from RefSeq and is a predicted model, not a curated record.